Molecule: messenger RNA, 3642 nt
Organism: Ascochyta rabiei
Lineage: Eukaryota; Fungi; Ascomycota; Dothideomycetes; Pleosporales; Didymellaceae
Exons: 1
Coding region: 1-3642 (1213 amino acids)
Source: RefSeq, a predicted model, not a curated record
AUGAUGGGAUUCCUGAGCAGGAAGAAGGACAAGGCUCCUGGAGACGAUGCCUCUGUCACGAAAAAGACAAAGAAGGCAAAGAAAGGCCAGCAGGAGGAAGACGUCACCCCAGACUUUGACUUGGGGUCAGCGCUACCCAAGGCCGACGAUUUUCGCACAAGCUUGAUCUUGCCUGGCCUGUCCACGCGCUUCAGCAUGCUCAGAGAGCAGGACGAUCCACUUUCCAAGAUUGGCAAAGCAAGUGACGACAGCGUACUUGCACCAAAACGGCAAUCUCGACUCCACGAAUUUGGCUUCGCCCCAGGUGGGCUUUCUGACAUCGCCGAGGUGUCGUCGCUUAGCGGUUCCCUUCGACCACCCUUUGCCGCUGAGCGGACGACUUCUUUCGACAGCGACAGGACGGGGGAUGACGCAGGCAACAUGAUGAGCCGGGCUAGGCCUGGUGAGGGCAAUGUGUUGUUUGGUGGCCGUCAGAAAAUCUACAUGAUCUCCAACAACAGCAGCUCCAAGGGUCCGGGCCGAACACUGUAUGACGAUGAUGUGAACAUGUCUGCCUACCAGCGUUUACGUGCCGAGGAGAAGGAGAGGCUGAGACAAGACGCCGAAUCGCUCAAUGACGAACACUCGGAACCGUCGAGUCCAACAGCACGCAGUCAGAAAAGGGAAACCUCGUCUUCCACCAACUCGGGUCCGGAGAACACCCGCACUUCAACCGCCGCUACGUCGAUAGCAUCCCAAGGCGCCAACGACGUUCCUGUAACCUCGCCAGUCCUCCCGCCGUCCGCAGGUCCCUUCCCAGCAGCUGACUUGAACCGUUCAACGACCAAGGCCCGGAGGCUCUACGAUCAAGGACUCGAUCAGCACAUUCAGGAUCAACAGUCUUCAGCCAUGAACCGACUCAACUCUCUACAGCGAGCACGAGCGCCCACGGGACGGUCAACCCCGCCGAUUCCACUCGCUCAGACACGGUCUGCAACCAGUCUGAAUGACCGAUUCUACCGCGGUCCCAUGUUCCGUUCCGACAGUCCGAACCCACUGGGCCAUCCUAGUGUCAUGCGCAACAACUCUCAGUUGUCCAGCGGCGGCUCUAGUCCCGUCGUACCUCACUCACAAUCGCCUCCGCCAACGAGCCCAGUGAUCAGCGAUCACGAGGAGAACCCGGCCCUCACGGCUGCUCUCCAGCAGGCUGACCGUGGUAAAGCGACUGCAAUGGGUGCAUUCAACAAGCCCAAAGAGGCUUUCAGCGAGCAACAGUAUGCCGAGCGUCUACGUCGCAUGCAGAUGGAGCGAGAGCUACCACGAGAAGUGCCUGGUUUCCCAGCACCUGUCCUGGAGCCUGUGUCCAAGGUGGAGAAGUCGCCACCCCGGAAACCAACUCUCAGAGAGCGUGCAGAGCAGGAGAGACGAAAGCGAGCUGAAAGCACAGGACGACAGAGGUCAGAGUCGUCUGCUGCAUCUUCCACCGAGCCGGGUCAGGCCACAGCAGGUAUCUCUGUCUUUCAGGCGGCCGCGAACCGAAUGAAGGCGGCCGCUAAUGCUGCACAUGUCCAGUCAUCCACUGAGCCUGAACAGCUUGGUCAACAGCAGAAGUCGCCUAGCGAGCAAACGGGUGCUACCUUCUUCACUGCGCAGGAUUCCAGUGAUGACGAGGAGCCAGCUCUGACAAGGCCCACUACUGCUCGUGCUGUGGAACCCGCUCGUCGUUUCGAGAACCUGCCAAUAGCCACUGGCCCAGCCCCCUCGAUCUUUGAGCAUCCUGCUAUGCGAUCUCGGAACGUGUCAGAAGAACGUGUUCUCAAAGCCUCCUCUCUCUCCCACAGUCCCAUGCAGCCUCAGGACCUUUCUCCCAGACCUGAUCAGGUGGCAGACAGAGAGGUGGAUUCUCCCACACUGGGACCCAACAACGGCGGGCUUAGUGGUCUGAUCCGUCAACAUCUGCGCAGUGAAAGUAAUGUGUCUUCCAACUAUGGUGAGACUGACCAACACAGGGCAGUACCCGCAGCACAUGCACCAGUCGGUCUUGCCAUCCAAACUCACGACAUUGGUCUACAGCCUCGACAGCCUGGUUCUGAUUCGACUACACCGGCUCCCUCCAAUUAUAGUCAUUCUAACCCCUGGGAUCUGGACGAUCUCGAUAACCCUUACCGUAACGAGCGUGGCAGCUUCAGCUCAGGCAGUCCCGUCGACGGACAGAGAGUGCAACCUAAUCACGAUGCAAGUCUCGGUCAGCAGUGGGAUUCCAGGCGAAACCAUGAGCGCAUUGCUAGUAACGAGACGGAAGCGGAGCAUGAAGCAUUCCAGCGUGAUCUCGCACAGCGCCAGCGCCUCAUCCAAGAGAACCUCCGCGCUCGGGCCGAAGGCCGUUCCACAAGUCCAGCACCCGGAUCGUCUGGGGGCCUGAAGAACGCUCUGAACAUGCUCCGCGCCAAGUCGAGUCGUGAAUCGUUUGCUGUUGUUGAGAGAGAUAUGCCUCAUAAGGGAUUGAAGAAGAUGACCCUAGGAAACGGGUCGGCCAACAUGUCCACCACUUCGCUGGUCGGUUCCUACAUUGGCGAGCACUGGAAGCCUGAGAUGCCAUCGCUGAAGACAAAGUCCUCCCGCUUGGGACAGCAGAGCGAACAAGACUCGCAGCGCGAUGUGGAGAGCCGGCAACGCUCUGGCACUGAGAACAGCCGCACGGGACGAUCGUUGGGACGAUCGCCUUCUAUGACAAGCAGAAGUUCCACCCGAGAGCGUUCUGGUUCUGGUACCUCCUCUGGCCGCUCACGGAGCCGUGCUGGUCAACAUCGCGACGACUUUGACAACGCUUAUCCUUUGCCUACUGACAGGCCCUCCGUCGACAGCCAAGGACGCACACGAUCACGGAGCAACAGUUACUUCGAGUCGAAGCACUUGCAUCCGAUCCAGACAAACACCCCGCACCCGCCGCUCCCUGUUCCGUCUGGCAUCCCUCAGCCAAAACACGCACCCGGCAUACCUAUCUCACCAAGACCUUCGCCUGGUGGCUACAACAGCCCAAGCACGACAGCUUACCAACCUCAAGCUUCACAGGUACCUCCUUUCUCUGCCGACCACACUCCUCCUGCCUCGAACCCUACGACACCGAAUUCAGCUGCUUUCAACGCCAGUGCUGUUCACCCGCUCAUCAGACAGGGAAUGUUACGCAAGAAGUCAAUUGCUAAGUCUGAGAUCUCAGAGCCCGUUUUCCUGUCGACCACAUCUGUAAUUGACACGGUCAACCUUCCGGCUGGAGCGUCGUUGAAGAACGGUUCCGAGCCCUUUAUGCCACCGCCUGUCCCACCCAUCAACCCGAUGAGGCGUCGUUUUGGAUUCGGUCGCUCUGACAGCGAGACAUCCUCUGAUGGACCAACGAAUCACCCAGACAUGGAGACUCCACGAGCGCCUUACGCCGAGUCAGUGCGAACAAACCCAUCUGACGUAUCAAGCCAGAUUCCACAAGCUAGGAAUCGACUCAGGAAGCGUUCGAGCGAAAGCAGGAGCCUUCACGGUGUGGCUCAAGGUCAGACUGGGGCUGUUCCGGCCAUGCCUCCCACAAGCUUCCUAGGACGCAACAAUUCCGCCCCUCGACCCAUCAACGAACAGCCUAUCGCUCAGCAGAACAUGAACGGUGCUAUGUUUUAG